UCAGUUCUCACUCGAGUUUUGGCGGCAAGAGUAGAGAGUUUGUUAUUUCUUCCUCACAGACUCAAGACGCCGCCCCCACAAAGAACUCUGAAAUUCCCAUCCAAGAAAAUCCAUUUCCCCUCUCUUUCUCUCUACCAUGGCUAAGCUCAGCCUCCCAGUGCUCUUCCUCCUGCUCCUCACCGCCGUUGUCGCCGCCGCUCCAUCCGGCCGUCGCAACCACUCUCAUUCUCACCACAUCCACCCUCGCCCCCACCACCACCCUCGCAAUCGCAACUCCACCGCAUCCGCGGCUUUUCCUCCACCGCCACAAUCCUCGCUGGCGGCGCCGCCGCCGAACUCCGCCGCCUCCCGCCAAGAGCAAAUCAGGAACAUCAUCGGCGCACUGAUCGGCGCCGGAGACUUCAACAGCUGGGCGAACAUCCUGUCGAUUAACACACCGACCUACUUCCCUAUCUCCGCCACUUUCUUCAUCCCCGCGGACGAUUCCCUCGUAACCGCCUCCGGCGACGCAGCAUUCAGCGACCCGCUCGUCUUUCCUUAUCACAUCGUCCCCCAGCGACUCGCCUUCGCCGAUCUCCGCCAGUUCAAGCCGCUCUCCCGCCUCCCAACUAUGCUCGUCCCCAAAACGAUCCUCAUCACCAACAAUUCCGCCGCCAAUUUCACCCUCGACGGCGCCCUCCUCUCCCACCCUGAUUUGUUCACUUCCCCUGCCGUCGUCGUCCACGGCAUCGCCAAUCUCAUGGACUACUCCAUCUACGGCGAUGGUCCCCUCCAGGGAAACUCCGACCAGCCGCAGCCGCAGCAGAUGCAGGCGCCGCUUCAGGUAUUGGGGAAAUCGCCACCGGCGCUGUUCGUCCCCGCCGCCGGCGAAGUAAACGGGACUCAUCCUGAGGCAGAAUCGGGAGCAGAGUGCUUACGCGCCGUGGUUUGGGGUAUCUUCUUGGUCAUUCUUUACGCUUUUCUGGCGUGAUUUCAUGGGCUGAAUCAUUUUUUACCCUGCUCUUUAGUGCGCAAAACAGAAUUACAGAUCCUCUGUUCCUUACCGUGUUGAUGGUUCACCUAAUCCGUUGACAGACUGAUUUCAUCAGUUCACAGUGUAGAUUUCAGACAGAUUUUCAUCAGUUUACAGUUUAGAUUUCUAUGGGAGAGGCAAAUAGUGGGAUACCAUAUUAGAUUGACUCUGGCUGGUAUGUCGAUUACGGUGUAACCCAAUGUACUGAAAUCAUUCGGAGGAAGACUUCGUAUCAGUAAAAGAUGACAGCUUUC
This is a messenger RNA of Linum trigynum, 1266 nucleotides long. The record is from the annotation of a GenBank genome assembly. Lineage: Eukaryota; Viridiplantae; Streptophyta; Magnoliopsida; Malpighiales; Linaceae.